Messenger RNA from Penicillium cosmopolitanum, 297 nucleotides. RefSeq lists its product as uncharacterized. NCBI's taxonomy places the organism in Eukaryota, Fungi, Ascomycota, Eurotiomycetes, Eurotiales, Aspergillaceae. The transcript has a single exon. The record is from RefSeq and is a predicted model, not a curated record. The coding region runs from base 1 to 297 and encodes 98 amino acids.
AUGUCGACCAACAAGAAAGAAUACUCGACCGAGACACCGGCAAGAACCAAGCGUAAGCUCAAAUUCUAUAACUCAAGAAAUACCUGUCAAGAGCCUGCACCAGUGAGCAAAGCUGACGAUGUCGCCGUGAUCAAAAAUGCAGAUGGACAUACCUCAAACAACGACGCCUCUGGCGCAGCCUCAGGCCAAAAAACUCUGAGAUCAAAGAGUUCGAACUCACUUGAUGCUCAUACUGCUACCAAAACGGCAAGCCAGCAGAAGACCGGAAUGAAGCGGAAGACAAUGCACCCAGGCUGA